Messenger RNA from Ylistrum balloti, 1710 nucleotides. RefSeq lists its product as uncharacterized. Gene Ontology annotation, cellular component: cytoplasm; nucleus. The transcript has a single exon. Lineage: Eukaryota; Metazoa; Mollusca; Bivalvia; Pectinida; Pectinidae. Bases 1 to 1710 code for a protein of 569 amino acids. The record is from RefSeq and is a predicted model, not a curated record.
AUGUUACAUGUUUUACAGAAAUCUGGAGGAAAUGGUUGCAUCCUUAAGAGAGCUAUUAUGGGAUCAUAUAUGUCUUUCCAUACAAACAGAGACAGUCCCUGUUCCUUAGAUCGCCCGGUGUUGAUGCCCACAGUUGGAAUUCGCAAACCAAAGACACUUAUUAUCUAUCAUGACAAAGAUUUGGAUUUUAUCAGAAAGCAGUUGAUGCCAACGUUAACAGAAGACGGGAUAGACUGCUACACGCUCGAGGAUAAUAUUGAAGAACAGAAUAUUUUUCGAAAGUUUGGAUAUCUUUCAGACAGUACAGAUAAAACAUUAUUCGUUCUGUCACUUCAAUUAAAAAAAGAUCCUAUUCUUUCGUACUUGCCAUCAAUAUCAAUAGCACGGAAACGCAAUGUUAUUUGUUUGCGUUUAGAUAGAACUGUUUUCCUAGAAGAUGAUCUAGCAUGUCUUAUUGGCACAAAGAUAGUGGAAUCCGAAUCUACAGGAUGGCGAGCACAGUUGAUUAGACAUAUACGUUAUCAAAGACCACACUUCAGCCAUUUCAUUGGGGCUAGAGAGGUGACACAAAGUCUGCAUCAGCAUGGCCUUGAUCUUCCGUUAAUGCUAUUCAGUGUGUACGGAGUUACCGUGGAGAUCAGUAACGAAAUUCUCCGGAUUGACAUGGACGAAUUCCUAGAACACAGCCAGAAACACAGUGAGUUAGGUAUAACUGAAGUCUGCGGUGAAUGCUCUAUGUUGUGUACACCUGAUACGAAGGUCAGUCUUGUAUACGACAAAGACACGAUAAAAACGAACAAGGACUUUUCCAAAUUUGAUAGUGCCUUUGCUUCUCUUUGUGGUAAUAUUAUGGAUGUUUCUACCCUUCGGAAGGCGGGAGUUGUGUUCAUACUUGGAUGUACAUUAAACGGGCGUCUAGUUGGGGAGGAUUAUAUCAGACAACUGUGGGUUAAAACUAGAUACCAGAUAACAACUGAAAAAUCACCAAGCCAUGAAAUAAAAUUCCCCAAGUAUGCUGACGAAAAAGCACGAUUCGAUUCAUUCCCAGUGUUUAGUCCGAACGAUCGGGUUCCGAAGACUGAGUUACUCGCGAAAGCUGGAUACUUUUUCAGUGGUCCACCACUUUUUACCACUUGUUUCGCGUGCGGACGAUUUGUGAUCAGCUGGCGAGAGGAUGACAAUCCAUGGGUAACGCAUUCUGCACUCAAUCAAGCAUGUCCAUUUGUCCGGCAAAAUCAAACAUAUGAUUUCAUUAAGAAUGCAAAAGAAUCAUUUCGUGCAAAUAACAAUCGGGUUAAUGAAACGUACAGGUCUCUUGAAGCUAGAGUGAAAUCUUUUGAAUCGUUUUCCCUUGACAAAAUGCCACAGGACAAUGCAAAUUUAUUCAGUAGGGAAAAACUGAUAGUAGAUAUAGCUGGAGCUGGAUUCAAUUAUACAGGCUGUGGAGAUGCCUUUACCUGCUACUCGUGUGGCUUAGUACUGACUUCUAUAAGACGUGGUGAAAAUGUGAUGGCGACACACGCAAGGCUGUCAUCAUCGUGUGCAUAUGUUAUAUCGGCCAAAGGAACAGACUAUGUAGAUGGCAUUUUGCAGACUGCCGCCCACGCCUCACCGAGAACAGUAGUGUCGUUUAUGAUUAAAAAGUUGGACAAUCGUUCAAUUUCUCAUCAAGACAUUUUCUUGUUUCCACCUUCCCAAUCCAAACCGUAG